This is a messenger RNA of Neoarius graeffei (lesser salmon catfish), 4055 nucleotides long. RefSeq names its product SPT5 homolog, DSIF elongation factor subunit (gene supt5h). The coding region runs from base 846 to 3833 and encodes 995 amino acids. The transcript has 26 exons. Gene Ontology annotation, molecular function: mRNA binding; protein binding. The record is from RefSeq and is a predicted model, not a curated record. NCBI's taxonomy places the organism in Eukaryota, Metazoa, Chordata, Actinopteri, Siluriformes, Ariidae. Gene Ontology annotation, biological process: regulation of DNA-templated transcription elongation; transcription elongation by RNA polymerase II; transcription elongation-coupled chromatin remodeling. Gene Ontology annotation, cellular component: DSIF complex.
UACGAUUUGUGUAAAGAUUUAUAGGUUUAUAUUACUUAUGUAACUUAUGCAAAGUUAGUUCUACUAGUACUAGUUACUGCUGGGACUGGUUCCAAGAACUAUUAUUUUGAUUAAGGCUAAAAAGGCAUGUGACAGACCAGCGUACAAUGUUAGUAAGUUUUAACUGCAGCAGAUUGACUAAAGUGUUUAUCUAACAUGAUUGAACUGGUGCUAGUUUAUUUGAUUGUGUUCUCUGUGCUCAUAAUUCUUUAUCUCUUGUGCAUGCCGUCUUCAGUUAACGGUAAACCAACUCCAGAUUUCUCUGCUCUAUCUGUUUUCUUUGACUAAUUGACUUAAUUCUCACAAUUCCCAUAUUCGAUCAAAUUCAUACCCAUCCUCCGUGGCUCGUAUAACACGUCAUGCAGUUGUUUUGCGAAUGUUCGAUUGACACACCUUCUAGUUAAGGAGCAUGGAUGGCAAAUACGUGUUUUGGCUUUUCACUCAGGUUCUAGAAAUAGUUUCCAUUUAACUUUUACAUAAUUCUGUUUAUGACGAAUAGCUUUAACUUGAUCAAUGUUAGGAAUGUAGAGUUACUGGAAAGUUCUUAAGGGAAACCAUCUGUGAUCGUUUGCCUGAAAUUGCUCCUUUUGAUGAAAGAAACGUAGUGAAUUUAGAAAACUUUCAUGCUUUUCGCAUUGCAUCAACUAACAAGGACAUUGGCAUGACCUCCAUCUCGAAAAUAAAUACCAUUCAGUGCCUGCUUAUUAUUGAUUUUUUUUUCUCUAUUUCCUUUUUUCCCUUGGUUUAUUUUUGUGUAUGUAUCUGUCCCCUUGCCUGCAAUUGCUGUAUGCACAUGAAAUUGUAUUAUGGCUCAUGUUCCUCCCUCUACAAAUCUCCGCUGGACUCGAGCAGAGGAGGUUGAAGUUUCCAACCUUGAUCCUGUCGCUCUGGAUGAGGAUCAUUCCGGUUCUCGCAGACUGCAGAACCUUUGGAGAGAUUCCAGAGAGGAAGCACUGGGAGAGUACUAUAUGAGGAAAUAUGCCAAGUCUUCAGGAGGAGAACAUUUUUAUGGAGGAUCAGAGGAUCUUUCUGAUGACAUCACUCAGCAACAGUUGCUCCCUGGUGUCAAGGAUCCUAAUUUGUGGACCGUCAAAUGUAAGAUCGGCGAGGAGAGAGCAACUGCCAUUGCGUUGAUGAGGAAAUUCAUUGCCUACCAGUGCACUGACACACCACUUCAGAUUAAAUCAGUAGUGGCUCCUGAGCAUGUGAAGGGAUAUAUCUAUAUUGAGGCAUAUAAGCAGACCCAUGUCAAAGCUGCCAUCGAAGGAGUUGGAAACCUGCGGAUGGGCUACUGGAACCAGCAAAUGGUGCCCAUUAAAGAGAUGACUGAUGUCCUCAAAGUGGUCAAAGAAGUGACCAAUCUGAAACCAAAAUCCUGGGUCCGGCUUAAAAGAGGCUUGUACAAAGACGAUAUCGCACAGGUUGACUAUGUGGAACCAAGCCAAAAUACAAUAUCGCUGAAAAUGAUUCCUCGAAUUGACUUGGAGCGAAUUAAAGCAAGGAUGAGCAUGAAAGACUGGUUUGCAAAGAGAAAAAAGUUCAAGAGACCACCACAAAGGCUCUUUGAUGCUGAGAAGAUCAGGUCACUUGGAGGCGAAGUUAGCCAUGAUGGUGAUUUUAUGAUAUUUGAAGGCAACCGAUAUAGUCGCAAAGGCUUCCUGUUUAAAAGCUUUGCCAUGUCAGCUGUGAUCACGGAUGGCAUUAAACCAACUCUUUCUGAACUGGAGAAGUUUGAGGAUCAGCCUGAAGGCAUUGACCUGGAAGUGGUGACUGAAACAACAGGUAAGGAACGAGAACACAACCUCCAGGCUGGGGACAAUGUGGAGGUGUGUGAGGGUGAGCUGAUCAAUCUUCAGGGGAAAAUUCUUAGUGUCGAUGGUAACAAGAUAACAAUCAUGCCCAGACAUGAGGAUCUGAAGGACCCUCUAGAGUUUCCAGCUCAUGAGUUGAAGAAGUACUUUCGUAUGGGUGACCACGUGAAGGUCAUUGCAGGCCGUUAUGAAGGAGACACGGGUCUUAUAGUUCGCGUUGAAGAAAACUUUGUCAUUCUCUUCUCUGAUCUCACAAUGCACGAGCUUAAGGUCUUACCUCGGGACUUGCAGCUAUGCUCAGAGACUGCAUCUGGGGUGGAUGCAGGAGGACAGCAUGAAUGGGGGGAGCUGGUACAGCUAGAUCCACAAACUGUGGGCGUCAUUGUUCGGCUGGAGAGAGAGACCUUCCAGGUACUUAACAUGCAUGGUAAGGUGCUAACGGUGCGGCACCAGGCAGUGAAUAGACGGAAGGACAAUCGCUUUGCUGUCGCCCUGGACUCUGAGCAGAACAACAUCCAUGUAAAAGACAUUGUCAAAGUCAUAGAUGGACCACAUUCGGGCAGAGAGGGAGAAAUUCGACAUCUCUUCCGGGGGUUUGCAUUCCUUCACUGUAAGAAGCUUGUUGAAAAUGGAGGCAUGUUUGUCUGUAAGACACGCCAUCUUGUGCUGGCUGGGGGUUCAAAGCCUCGAGAUGUGACCAAUUUCACUGUUGGUGGUUUUGCUCCCAUGAGUCCUCGAAUUAGCAGUCCGAUGCACCCAGGAGGAGGCGGUCAGAUGCAGAGGGGCGGGGGUGGUGGCGGAAUGGGACGUGGCCGUGGAAGACGAGACAACGACCUGAUUGGACAGACAGUUCGUAUAUCCCAAGGACCAUACAAAGGUUACAUUGGAGUGGUCAAAGAUGCCACAGAAUCAACAGCAAGAGUAGAGCUGCACUCUACCUGUCAGACUAUUUCUGUGGACCGCCAGCGACUUACCAGUGUUGGUGCUAAGAGACAUGGAGGAAUGACCUCCACUCAUGGUCGGACUCCAAUGUACGGCUCCCAGACGCCCAUGUACGGCUCAGGCUCUCGUACGCCGAUGUAUGGCAGCCAGACACCCCUCCACGACGGAAGCCGAACACCUCAUUACGGUUCCCAGACUCCGCUGCAUGAUGGAAGCCGGACACCUGGGCAGAGUGGAGCUUGGGACCCCAACAAUCCCAACACACCAUCAAGGCCGGAUGAGGAUUAUGAGUUCAGCUAUGAUGAUGAGCCCUCUCCGUCUCCUCAGGGCUAUGGGGGCACGCCUAAUCCUCAGACCCCUGGCUAUCCGGAAGUGCCCUCUCCACAAGUCAAUCCCCAAUACAAUCCCCAGACCCCUGGAACACCUGCAAUGUACAAUACAGACCAGUACUCUCCAUAUGCAGCACCAUCUCCACAGGGCUCUUACCAACCUAGCCCCAGUCCACAGAGUUAUCACCAGGUGGCCCCGAGUCCAGUGGGUUACCAAAACACCCACUCACCAGCCAGCUACCACCCCACACCUUCACCCAUGGCAUACCAGGCAAGUCCAAGCCCCAGCCCAGUUGGCUAUAGCCCCAUGACUCCUGGGGCUCCAUCCCCAGGUGGCUACAACCCUCACACCCCUGGCUCAAACAUCGACCAGACCUCCAGUGACUGGGUCACUACAGACAUCCUGGUGCGUGUCAAGGACACGUUUCUGGAUGGAGGAGUCAUCAACCAGACAGGCGUCAUCCGCAGUGUGACUGGUGGCAUGUGCUCAGUCUAUCUGCAGGACACCGAGAAGGUGGUGAGCAUCUCGAGUGAACACCUAGAGCCUGUGACUCCGACCAAAAACAACAAGGUGAAGGUGAUUUUGGGAGAAGACCGAGAGGCCACUGGUGUCCUGCUCAGUAUUGAUGGAGAGGACGGCAUCGUCCGAAUGGAACUGGAUGAGCAGCUCAAAAUUCUCAAUCUCCGCUUUCUUGGAAAACUGGAAGUGUGAACAAAUGAACUCUAAUCAGCCACAUGAUGGUCAUCAAGAUGAUUUUUUUUUUCUUUUUUCUUUUUUUUGUGGUUUUGUGUCACAUCUUAGAGUUAAAUCAAAAGGUGAUUUUGCUUGCUUUUUAUUCAGUGUUUUAGUGGCUAUAGAUAAAUCACUGAUGUUUUGCUUUCCAGCAAAUGGAUUCCAUGUCAAUAAAUAAAAGAACUUUAAGCAGUCUUUCAA